AUGUUAGAAGUUGUUACAUUGUUUUGCAAAGUUUUUACUUACGAAUUUCAAAAAGUCUCCGAAGCAAUCUCGACUAGCAAUCAAAAUUCUUGGCAGUGACGACUUUUGCGAGAUACGAGAAAAUAAGUAAUAAUUUCGAAAUUAUUGAAAUGUAAUUCCCAUUCCUGCGAGAUAGGAGAAUAAUAAUUGAAACGAUAACGUGAAAACGAUUUUCACGAAUGGCAACAGACGCAGUCGGAGCUGGCGGUUCUGAACAGAAAGAUGCAGCAAUGCCUGCAGAAUUUGGAGAAAUCGGAGGAGCGUCGUUUGACGGCGCAAACCAAGCUGGCACAGGCGAUGGAGACGGCGGAAGAUGCGAAACGUAUCUGCAAGGUUUUGGAGACCAGAAGCAAGCAGGACGAGGAGAGGAUGGAUCAGUUGAUGGUGCAGCUGAAAGAGGCGAGGCUGAUCGCUGAGGAUGCUGAUACGAAAUCGGACGAGAUCUCGAGGAAAUUGGCUUUCGUCGAGGACGAAUUAGAAGCGGCUGAGGAAAGAGUGAAAUCGAGCGAGGCGCUAAUCAAAGGGUGGAGGAAUUUAAAACGCAACUGAAAGACUUGAAGGUAAAGUUGAAAGCUGCUGAAAAAAGAGCCGUCAUCGCUGAGAAGAUGGUCAAAGUGUUCUCGAAAGAGCUGGACGCGAGAGAAGGUACAUUUUACCAUUCCUUUUUGUACGCUUUCCAGCACAUCAUCUCCAUUUUCCAUAUUUACGGCCGUGUUUUUGUUUCUCAGACUUUCUAUUCAGAGAAAAGGAGAAGUACAAAUACAUCUGCGACGACAUGGACUCUACGUUCGCCGAACUCACUGGAUAUUAGUCGAACUUUUGUAACAUCGAACUCGGCUAUUUUCUACGUCAGUGUAUUCGUAUUGUUUCUUUUCUAUUAAAAACCACGCUCCAACUUACUUAUUCACUUGUUCCAUUCAAUUAAACCUAAAGAAUUAAUUACUAAAUUCAAUUUGAAGAAUUAAUUACAAAAUAAAGUAUGAAAUAAUCCUUGCUAACUGAAUUUAAAAUCAAUUUUAAUUGGAUGAAUUUUAUCUUUCACCGUUAUGUGAUAUAUCCUAUAUAAUUUGCUUCUUAAAAGCAGAGAAAAAGAUCUUGACAAACCAACAGAUAAAUUAAUUCGCUUAUCUCGAUAUCAACAGAUUAACGUUCUUCCAUCUAAAUGAAACAUCAAUUUACGUGAAAAUUCUUGCAAGAUGGAUCUUCACCUUUCAUUUUCAAGGGAUAACAAAAAACUAACAAAGAUGAUUUUUUUCGUACAGUACUUUACAGGAUAUCAAUUUAUUUUUUUUUUUUUAAUCGAUUCUACGAUCGACACAAUGCUUCGAAAUGCCAUACCACCGACUCGAGUACAAUUUCAGCAGUGGCACUAGCGGCCAGCGUCGCUUCGUUUGUUAACACGAUUGUUCGACACACAGAGGAAGAAAAAUCGUGGCUUUCUUGACCGAGUCAUCGAUGUCGCUCCGCAUGUGGCCGUGCCACUCAAGAAUAGAAUCUCGAUAUCGCAGACACACCUUCACAUUCGCGCCUCUUCUGUUCUCUCUCUCUCUCUCUCUCUCUCUCUCUACCUUUUCUCUUUCAGUUCUUUAUUAUUAUUGUUAUUUUUCUUUUUAUUUGUUAAUUUACAACGAUGCUAGUAGUAUAGUUACAGUAAUAAUUGUUCGUUUGAUUUGCUCACUCCCCACGCCUUCGUUCAUUCGCGAACGCGGUCAAAUCGGUGACGUAAUAAUGAAAUACUGAAUUAGAAACGGAAAGAAAAAAAGAAAAGAAAGGGAUCGCGACCAAGGGGGAAGUUUCGUAAAUUUCUUUAGAGAUACACGCAAGAUCUAGACAACUACUAUAGCGAUUUACGAAGUCCAUCGUCGAUCGGUUUUUCUUUCUCUUUUAGAUUUCUCGUAAAGCUUACCAUUUAUCGACACGUUUCGCUAAAAUGUCUUCCGCUACGUCAUUUUUUUUUUUUUUUUUUUUUAGUUUUACACUUUAUUUGUUGAGAAUAUAGCACUUACGACUAUAGUUGUACACGACUAG
Molecule: messenger RNA, 2067 nt
Organism: Heterotrigona itama
Lineage: Eukaryota; Metazoa; Arthropoda; Insecta; Hymenoptera; Apidae
Source: the annotation of a GenBank genome assembly